AUGGCAGGGAGUAACGUGAGCAAGAUUCUGUUGAUCGGCGGCACCGGUUACAUCGGAAAGUUCAUCGCGGAAGCCAGCGUCAAAGCCGGACACCCGACCUUCGUUUUAACCCGGGAGUCAACUCUUUCCGAUCCUUCUAAAUCAUCCAUCAUCAACAAAUUCAAAGACUUAUCUGUCAAUCUUGUUAUUGGAGAUCUCUAUGAUCAUCAAAGUUUGGUGAAGGCAAUAAAACAAGUUGAUGUUGUUAUUUCUACGAUAUCUCACUAUCGCGUCGCUGAUCAAGAUAAAAUCAUUUCUGCCAUCAAAGAAGCAGGAAAUGUUAAGAGAUUCUUUCCUUCUGAGUUCGGAAACGAUGUGGACAGGAGUCAUGCGGUUGAACCAGCAAAGAGUACAUACACCACUAAAGCCAGAAUCCGCCGUGCCAUUGAGGCUGAAGGAAUUCCAUACACUUAUGUGUCAAACAACUUCUUUGCUGCUUAUUUCCUAUCUACUUUGUCACAGUUUGGAGCUACAGCUCCACCGAGAGAUAAAGUUGUUAUCCUAGGAGAUGGAAAUCCCAAAGUUGUUUUUAACAAGGAAGAGGAUAUUGCUGCUUAUACAAUCAAAGCUGUUGAUGAUCCAAGAACCUUGAACAAAAUUCUGUACAUUAGACCAAAACAUAAUACAUUGUCUUUUAAUGAUCUGGUAUCACUAUGGGAGAAGAAGAUCGGUAAAACUCUUGAAAGAAUCUAUGUCCCCGAGGAAGAGGUACUCAAACAAAUUCAAGAAUCAUCUCCGUUAAGUACGAUGCUGUCGCUCGCUCAUUGUGUGUAUAUAAAAGGGGAUCAUACUAACUUUGAAAUUGAGGCACCAUUUGGAGUUGAAGCUACAGCUCUCUAUCCAGAUGUUAAAUACACCACUGUAGAUGAGUUUCUUAAUCAAUUUGUCUGA
Molecule: messenger RNA, 930 nt
Organism: Lathyrus sativus (Indian pea)
Lineage: Eukaryota; Viridiplantae; Streptophyta; Magnoliopsida; Fabales; Fabaceae
Source: the annotation of a GenBank genome assembly